CCAAUCCGUGCCACCACGUGCGACAUCCUCUUAUCAGCCUAAGGGCUAGUUGCCUCCGGCCGCCGGACCAUCGUCCUUAACUGAUACGUACCUGCGGGUGCACAAACUUUUGUGCAUGCAUACAUGCGCCUCCAAUAUAACCCUAAUCACUUCAGCAAUUUUCUCUCACUGAUCUCAUCCAUUCAUCCAUCCAUCCAAUCCUCUCCUCCAAAGGUGGUGAUGGAGAGAGGGUGGAAGCCUAACGUCGAGAGAUCUCCGAAUUGCCCUCGUUGUGGCUCAUGCAACACCAAGUUCUGUUAUUACAACAAUUACAGCUUGACGCAGCCUAGGUACUUCUGCAAAGGUUGCAGAAGAUACUGGACCAAAGGUGGCUCCCUCCGAAACGUCCCUGUUGGGGGCAGCUGCCGGAAAAGCAGACGAGGCAAGUUCAUUCGUAUAUCCACCGAUCAUCGCCAUCAGAACCAUCAAACUCAUCACGCCUCCAGCUCCAAGGGUUUUUCUUAUGAAUCCAGCAUCUCGUCUUCGAGCAUCGACCUUGGGCAAGUUUAUAUCAACUUCUUGAAUCAACCAUCUAAGCAUGCAGCUCAUGAUGAAACACAGACGAUUGAUCAACUUCCAGAGCUGCCAGGCGAAGUUGACCGGAGUAUGCAUCUAGAUCGUUACAGUGUUCAUUCACAGCCUGACAAUGGGCUUUUUGGGGCUUUGGAAACUCAAAACGGGCUUGUUGGUGGGAGGUAUUUCUGCGGACUCGAUUCAAUUCAGAAGCAAGAAGUAAGGAGUAUUAGUGAUCAGUUUACAGGCGAUCGGAUGAUGAUGACCGGUAAUUGUGAGUUGCCGCCGUUACCCGGAGAAGAGCUGGUGGCGCCGCCGGCUAUAGGGUGGCCGAGUCCUGGGCUGAUGCUCUCUCAAGUACAGUGGACUGUGAAUUACCCUCAACUGGGUGCAUGGGAUUGGGCCAGCUGAUCAUCCCCAGAAUAAUUCAGACCUUAAUUACUGGUAAUAAGAGCUCGUUUGAUUUACCCAGUAAUGGAACCCUUUCCAGGGAUCAAAGAAGAAGAAGAAUUUGAGGUCUUCAAUAUGUUAUUGUUCAAUUUAAUACAUUUAAUGUAUAUGAAUAAUGGUAGGAGUCAUAACUGAUGACGGUGUCAUGAAUUAUGUGGUACUUCCUUUUUGGUGGAGGUUAAGAAGAUUAUGUGCCCUUGUCUUCUUUGUCUAACAUCUCCUCUAACGAGGAUGUGACACCGUCAUAAAUGAUA
Molecule: messenger RNA, 1256 nt
Organism: Diospyros lotus (date-plum)
Lineage: Eukaryota; Viridiplantae; Streptophyta; Magnoliopsida; Ericales; Ebenaceae
Product: dof zinc finger protein DOF3.2-like
Exons: 1
Coding region: 124-963 (279 amino acids)
Biological process (GO): regulation of DNA-templated transcription
Molecular function (GO): DNA-binding transcription factor activity; DNA binding
Source: RefSeq, a predicted model, not a curated record